AUGGCACGACCACAGAAGAUGGUCAUAGUGGGCGCUGGCCCGGUAGGCUCGCUGGCCGCCUUGUAUGCGGCUCAGCGAGGCUACCAAGUUGAGGUUUACGAGUUGCGCCCAGACCUCCGGGACCCCCGUAUCAUCCCUCUCAACUUUACAAAGUCCAUCAACCUCGCCCUCUCGGAGCGAGGCAUUAAUGCCAUCCGCCAUGCCGGAAUGCCGGAGCUGCUUCAAGACAUCCUCGGCGCGUGCGUGCCCAUGCGAGGCCGCAUGAUCCACGGCAAGAAGCCCUCUGGCGCAUUGUAUGAAGUACCUCAGGACUUUGACGUCCAUGGCCGAUGCAACCUGGCCAUGGACCGUGGCGCGUUGAACGCCAGACUUCUUGAUGCGCUCGAGGAUCUUCCCAAUGUCGAGCUCUUCUUCAACCACAAGCUGACCGGCGCCGAUUUCCGCAAGCGCAAGGCCUGGAUUGAGAACCGAGAUCGGCUGUCGCCGAGCGGUCGCCCGCGCGAAAUGGAGAUUGACUUUGACAUUAUGCUGGGUGCCGACGGCGCGCACUCUGCUGUGCGCUACCACAUGAUGAAGUUUUCGCGCAUGGAUUACCAGCAGGAGUACAUUGACACCCUUUGGUGUGAGUUUCGCAUCGAACCCGGCGAGGCGCGGACCGAUGGCUCCGAGACCUGGAAAAUUUCACCCAACCAUCUACACAUUUGGCCAGGCAAAGACUUUAUGUUUAUCGCUAUUCCUAGUGAAGAUGGCUCAUUCACUUGCACGCUCUUCUUACCCGCCAGCGGUUUUGCCACCCUGGAAGCUGACCCUUCCGAGGUACCAAACUUCUUCGACGUCAACUUCCCGGGUGUAAGAGACCACAUCUCUGAUGCGUCCCUCAUCGAGGCUUUUAACACGAACCCGCACCUACCCCUCAUCAGCCUCAAGUGCAAGCCCUACCACUUUGGCUCCUCCGGCGUCAUCAUUGGCGACGCCGCACACGCCAUGGUGCCCUUCUACGGCCAGGGCAUGAACACGGGUAUGGAAGACGUCCGUAUUCUCUUUUCUGUCCUCGAUAAGCACACGGCCCAGCUAGCCGAGACCAACAAACCCCUCGCGGAGGAGGAGUUCGACGAGGAGGAGGAGGAAUCGUCCGUCGAGGCCGCUGCCGACCAGGCGCACGCGCAGGCCCUGGCCGAGUACUCGGCGACGCGCUGGGUCGACGCCUACACCAUCAACGACCUCGCGUUCCAAAACUACGUCGAGAUGCGCACGUCGCAGUCGACCACGUACAAGCUCCGCAAGUCCCUCGAGGAGUUCAUGUCGCUGCACUUUCCCUCGUUUGGGUGGCAGACCAAGUACUCGCUCGUCGUCUUCAGCAACCGGCCCUACUCCGAGUGCGUGCGCCGGACCGACAGGCAGGGCCGCGUCUUGAUGCGCCUCUUCAGCGGCCUGGUGACGAGCCCGUUCCUGGCGGCCGGCGUCUACCUCGCCUACAGCUACCGCCGGCCGAUGAAGGAGCUCUGGCACAAUGCGGUGGCUAUAUGGCAAAUGAUGUAA
Akanthomyces muscarius is the source of this 1539-nucleotide messenger RNA. RefSeq lists its product as uncharacterized. Lineage: Eukaryota; Fungi; Ascomycota; Sordariomycetes; Hypocreales; Cordycipitaceae. The transcript has 4 exons. Gene Ontology annotation, molecular function: FAD binding; kynurenine 3-monooxygenase activity; NAD(P)H oxidase H2O2-forming activity. The record is from RefSeq and is a predicted model, not a curated record. Bases 1 to 1539 code for a protein of 512 amino acids. Gene Ontology annotation, biological process: quinolinate biosynthetic process; L-tryptophan catabolic process; NAD+ metabolic process. Gene Ontology annotation, cellular component: mitochondrial outer membrane.